AUGCUGCACGAUGUCAUCUAUAUGCUUCUCAUUUCGACUGUAGCAAAAGAGGUCAAAACUGCUGAACCGGAUACACCACCCUGCGAAUACAAUUCAAACCAUAGGAAAAGUAUUUUAACAGAUCUACUACAAGAUUAUGACAAAACAAUGGUACCAUCGAACAACUCGGUACAAGUCAGUGUGGAGUUGACAGUUCAAGACAUUUCGUCAAUAUCCGAAAUUUCGAGUUCGUUCAUUGCGGAUGUUUGGUUCAGCCAAGUAUGGGAAGAUCCUCGGUUAGAAUAUAGGAACAUAUCUUGUAAAACAAAUCUAUCGUUGGAUAGUUAUGUCAGUGAACGUCUUUGGACACCCAAUGUGUGUUUUGUGAAUAGCAAAAGCACCCAAGUGCACAAGUCACCCGCAUCAAAUAUUCUUCUUAUCAUUUAUCCGAAUGGAACAGUUUGGCUCAACUACCGAGUUCAAGUAUCAGCUCCAUGCAGUUUUGAACUGUCUAGAUUUCCAAUUGACGCUCAAGAAUGUCAUCUUGUUUUUGAAUCCUAUUCAUAUAAUAUAGCAGAAGUUCGAUUGAAUUGGCAACAAUGGGCUCCUGUAACAAUGCCGCCUCCUGAAGAUUUUCGGUUACCGGACUUCCAAUUUUAUAAUGUUACAUGGGGUAAAACGUCAAAUGAGUACACGGCUGGAAUGUGGGAUCAACUGAAAGUCACUUUUAGGUUCAAAAGACUGUACGGUUACUAUGUUCUGCAAAUGUAUCUCCCAACAUAUUUAUCAGUAUUUAUCUCUUGGAUUGCUUUCUGGAUUGACACUCGUGCUCUACCAGCCAGAAUCACUCUUGGAGUAUCUUCUCUGAUGGCUCUCACGUUUCAAUUCGGUAACAUUGUGAAGAAUUUGCCGCGUGUUUCAUUCGUAAAAGCCAUCGAUCUCUGGUUUUUCGUGUGUGUUGCUUUCAUCUUCUUUUCACUCGUCGAGUUAGCAGUCGUCGGAUUCGUUGAUAAAAUAACAGAAAUCAAGAGGAGGUCACGAAGAAUCAAAUUUCAGCGAGCAAUCGCCGGAGGCACGAUAAAGAAUGAUCGACCAAUGAGUUUCAGAAAGUACUCGUGUACAUCAAAGUGCAAUUCUGCACGAUACAAUAUUAACAACAAUGAUGAUGAAGAGUUGUAUAAUAUCAGCGGUGAAACGAAUGGAAAUGGCAUAAGUUGGAAGAACAACAGUUCAAGAGAAGCUUCAGCUGAUAUGGGAGCAAGAGUUGAUUCAUUCGCAGCAAAAGCAUUUCCAGCCAUGUUUGCAGCUUUCAAUGUAUUCUAUUGGUGGUACUACCUCUCAAGAGAACGAAACUAA
Caenorhabditis briggsae is the source of this 1335-nucleotide messenger RNA. It is a transcript of the gene Cbr-ggr-3, whose product is annotated as Protein CBR-GGR-3. NCBI's taxonomy places the organism in Eukaryota, Metazoa, Nematoda, Chromadorea, Rhabditida, Rhabditidae. The record is from RefSeq and is a predicted model, not a curated record. The transcript is spliced from 10 exons. Gene Ontology annotation, molecular function: chloride channel activity; extracellular ligand-gated monoatomic ion channel activity; neurotransmitter receptor activity. Gene Ontology annotation, cellular component: synapse; neuron projection; membrane. The coding region runs from base 1 to 1335 and encodes 444 amino acids. Gene Ontology annotation, biological process: signal transduction; chloride transmembrane transport; regulation of membrane potential.